UACUGAUUUGCAUUACAAAAAUGCUAUUUAAAAUAUAAAUACAUUUUUGUAAGAAGAGUUUAAUAUUAUUUAAAAAAGUAUGUGUAUUAAAAGUUUGAAUUUAAAUAAACAGUAUUUUGAGUAAAUAGCUAGGAGUAAAUAGUUUUUUGUUGCAACUUAAUGCAGUGCCACCAUUUUUAAUUUUCGUGUUUAUUUUGUGAUCGAAAUUCUGUGUGUGAUUUGGGAUCAAGAAGUCCGAAUGUAUAACCGAUCAUGCUACGUACAUACUAUUUAAGACGUUGGUCAUAGUUAUGAUUAUGCAGCGGUGAAACAGAGGAAGUAGACAUUACGGCUUUGUGCGACUAGCUUGCGCUAAUGGCAGGUCAUGGUUGCAUUGGUGUGGGUGGUGGAGGAGGAGGAGGAGGAACUGGUGGAAGUGGAGGUAAUGUAGGCGUUGGAAGUGGUGUGUGUGGAAAUGGAGGAACUUCAAAUGCAGGCGCGACCACCCAUGCCGUGGUCGUGUGGGAAUACGAGUCUGGUAAUAGCAAAUGGUUACCUUAUAGCCCAGAUGUCUCUCAACACUUGGAACGUGCGCAUGCUAAGAAGCUAACACGUGUGCUUUUGAGUGAUGCCGAUCCACAACUCGAGCAAUAUUAUGUGAAUAUACGAACCAUGACACAAGAGUUGGAAGAAGAUUCAGGAUUUUCUACCAUUAGUGUACGGCGUAUGUUCUAUGCACCCAGUUCCCCUCCAGGUAAGGGUACAAAAUGGGAGCGGUUAGGCAGUGCAGGUCCUGGAGAUUGGCAUCCUUUCAAUAUGCAUUUGCAGUGUAUAAUCGAAGAUGCUUGGUCGAAGGGAGAACAACGAUUGGAUCUUUGUAAAACAAGAUUUAGUUCACCAUACAUCAUUAAUUUUUGUAAUUUAACACAAAUUCGUCAGCCGAAUGGACCAAUACGUAGCAUUCGUCGUUCACAGCAAGCGCCUUACCCAUUGGUAAAAUUAACGCCACAAGAGCAACAAAAGUUAAAUGGUAAUUUUUUAGUAUUUUGGAAUAACAUCUAUAAUGAUUUUUUUACGAAAAGAAUUAAUACUUUAACCAAAACUUCUGCCGUAAUAAUAGAUGCGAAACAGCUACAACAGCGCAUUACAUCGCAUAACAAUGGACUUCCCACGACAUCGUUCUCUCAUUCAAGUCGGCAGGCUCAGCCGUUGCCUCCAAUGGCAGCGAUGUCCGGUCAACAUAUUCCACAUGGCCACCACCAGCAGCAACUACCGCAACUACACCACCAUAGCCACCCCCACCUGCAAACAUCUUCUGCGCAUAUGCAUUCACAACAUCGCAGCAAAUCAAACAAAAAGAAUGGAGAAAUUUCCACUACGAAUUUGCGGCACAUUCUCAACAAUCUGAACAUAUUUGGAAGUAGCACAAAAAGCGCCAGUCCGAAUAUGAACAACAAUAGCAGUGCGGCAAAAUCUGGGCAAUCCAUUGCUCCAUCAGUAAAUCAUUUGGGCAUGCAAUUCACGCACCCGAAAACUACAUUAACAGCGUCAAUGAAGAGCCAUCACAGUCGUUGUUCUGAUGGUUCCUUACAGUCUCAGCGUAGCAGUCGUUUGGGUUCGCAUCGGUCGCGUUCACGCACACGAGCUUCAGACACGGACACAAAUAGCAUGAAAUCGACUCGACGCCCAAGUGUUGACACAGUUUCCACAUAUCUAUCGCAUGAAAGCAAAGAAAGUCUGCGCAGUCGCAAUUUCGCCAUAUCUGUAAACGACCUGCUUGACUGUUCAUUGGGUAGUGAUGAGGUAUUUAUACCAUCGUUGCCACCUUCCUCUCUGGGUGAGCGUGCACCGGCACCUCCACCUCUUCCACAUCAUGCGAGUUCUUUAAAUUUACCACCUUCUGUUGGAACUGCCGGCGGUUCUGUUACAGUAGUAGCAACGCUUCACAACACUCAUCAUCAAUCUCAGCAGCAGCUCGUAUCGUCAGCGCAACAGUCGGCUAUUGCUGGCUCAAUUGUGGGUGUGGAUCCUGCGAGCGAUAUGAUUUCACGAUUUGUUAGGGUCGCAGAGCCACCAGUGUGGCCUAACGCUCAGCCGUGUCCGAUGUGUAUGGAAGAGCUGGUGCAAAACGCGCAGAAUCCCACCAUUGCGUUAACUCGCUGUCAGCAUUUAAUGCAUUUACAAUGUCUCAAUGGCAUGAUCAUAGCGCAGCAAGGUGAAAUGAGCAAGAAUCUUUUUAUUGAAUGUCCAGUGUGUGGCAUCGUUUACGGCGAGAAAGUUGGUAAUCAACCGAAUGGAACUAUGUCGUGGAGCAUUAUUAGUAAAAGUUUACCGGGACAUGACGGUCAAAAUACCAUACAAAUAGUUUACGAUAUUGCAUCUGGCGUACAAACCGAAGAGCACCCACAUCCAGGUAGAGCUUUCUUCGCUGUAGGAUUCCCGCGUGUCUGCUACCUACCCGACUGCCCGCUUGGUCGCAAAGUAUUGCGCUUCCUGAAAAUUGCCUUUGACAGGCGCCUACUGUUUUCAAUUGGCCGUUCGGUAACCACAGGCCGUGAAGAUGUUGUAAUUUGGAAUAGUGUUGAUCACAAAACACAAUUCAAUAUGUUCCCAGAUCCAACGUAUUUACAACGUUGCAUGCAACAGUUAGUACACUUGGGUGUUACAGAUUAAUAUACGCCAGUUUGAAUCAUAUAAGAAAUGCCUACCGCAUUAUAGCAUAUUUCAUAUAUCCAUGAGAUAUGAAAUUUUACUUUUAUUAUUAUUUAAUUAGAGUGCAAUUUGAAAGUGUUUCAAAGUAAAUUGUGUUUGAGUGGCUCGAACAAUAAACAACCAAGUGACUUUUAUGUUGCGGCACCUGUAAAUUCUAAAGACAAUGCUUGCUGAAUUGCAGCAUACAUAUAUACAUAUUUUCAUAAGCUUUAAAAGUGUAGAUUUAACAAAUUGAUGAGACUUCCUUGAAUGUUCUUCCAUUUUACUUUGUAUUUUUAGGUAGUUUUAUUGCCAUUAACACAUGUAUGUAUGUAUUUAGCUCAAAUAGUUUUUUUUUAUCAUAUAAUAUUUGUUCAUUAUUCACUACUAAGCAAUUUAUAAUUCCUUCGUUGCGACAUUGUGGCAAUUUUUGCAUACUAUACACAUACAUAGAUAUUUUUAAUAUAGUAUAUAUAUGAGGUGCAACGGAUUUGCGUUCUUCCAUCGAAUGUAGGCAAUAAAAAUAAAUAGCAUUAAGCAAGUUAAUCAAUAUUGUGUGCCACCUUAGAUAGUCUUACAAUGAAUCAACAUUAGUUAAAGAAACACUCAUAAUGUUGAGGCAACUGUUACACAACAUAUUACAUUCCCUACAAUAUUUAUUUAGGGUGCGAUAGCGGCAAACUUUUAGUAAAAAAAAUACUUCCAUUUGAUUAUAUCCUAACCUAAAAAGUCGCUGUCGCUUAUCUCAAGUAUUGCCAAACGAAUAAAAUUUCUUUUUAAUUAGAAAAGGUUUUUUUUCAUAAAAUAUAAGCUAUGUGAAUCUCCUAGAUGUUAAGGACCUUCUCCUGUGUAGAUGUAAAGAAAAAUAUAUAUAUUUGUGAUUUUUUACGGCACGAUUUUAUCGGUUUUUUACUAGUUAAGAAGUGUUUCGUUAUAUUUUAUAAAUAAAUCAUUUGCAUGUUUUAAUAAUACUUAAAUGUGUAGGAAUAUGAUCGUAAGUGGAACUGAUUAGUUAGUUUUAUUGAAAUUUCCAUGUGCCGCUGCUGAAUAUCUAUUUUGUUUUUAUUAAAAAAAUAAUCACAUAACGUGGGCUUUUAGUUUAGUUUAUAAUUAGAAUUUGAACUAUUUUAAUUUUUAAAUUUAAAGUUAAGUUUAAUUUUAUGCACAUGAAAUUAUUGUUUGAGUUAAGAAACAUUUUUGCAUUCCCUUUUUAUG
Molecule: messenger RNA, 3885 nt
Organism: Anastrepha obliqua
Lineage: Eukaryota; Metazoa; Arthropoda; Insecta; Diptera; Tephritidae
Gene: dx
Product: protein deltex
Exons: 5
Coding region: 355-2652 (765 amino acids)
Biological process (GO): Notch signaling pathway; protein ubiquitination
Cellular component (GO): nucleoplasm
Molecular function (GO): ubiquitin protein ligase activity; zinc ion binding
Source: RefSeq, a predicted model, not a curated record